UCCAACAGCGCGAGGCAGUUACUGCAACCUUGGUGCUGCGCGGGGCUUAUGUGAGUGGCUACAAUAUCCAGCCAACUUUUCACAACAAACCAGUGUGUUGGUGUGUGUGCUCUGAAAGACACGCAGGGUAUAGCUGUCACACUCGAGGAUUAAUAACUGACAUGGUAAGUAUAAGACAAGAUAAAAGUAGCGGAGAAGUUGAAGAAACUGAAUGAGGGGAGGUGUUUCAUAACAUAGGAACUGACAAGAAGCUUGGUCCGAGUUGCACUGCAGACAUGUUUCGACACCCUAAGUCUCAUGGGAAGCAACAUUCUGAGACAUCUGUGUUUUGUAGCUCUCCAAUGAAAACCUUUGAAAAUCAUACACUUGACUCUGGAUAUGGAGGAACCAUGGGCUCUUCUAGGUCUUCCAUAUUGUCACUCUCUUCUCCAUUUGAUGCCUCAAAUGGUCAGGGAGGCAGUGUGUGGAACACAUCUGGCACCGUUGGUGAUGCAGUAAACAGUAGAGACACUCUGAAGUCCUCCUUGAUUGAAGAGACUGAAAGCCUGUACUGUUGUACGACACUGCCUCCUGUAGAUGACCUGCCAUGGACAGAAGAUGAGGUGACUGCUAUUGUCAGAGCUUGCCAGCCAAGCAGCAUUACUGAGCCAAUUUCUAAAUCCUUGACCAAGAAAAUGUCUGUGUAUCUUGGACGAAUACUUUUGAGGAUUGCCAGGGAAGCGAAGCGGUUGAGUACAUUUUACUCCAGGUGUGGUAAACAUGAGGUGCAAAGUGCCGCAAAGGUUGUUUUGUCUUGGUCUCUUUCAGAAGCUUGCAAUGCUGCUGCAGUGAAGGCCCUGUCCCUUUACAACAUGAGCAGUGAAGAGCCACUUCAGAGCAGCAAAAGCAGUCUGUGUGGCCUGAGGUUCUCAGUUGGUUCCUUUUUUAGGUGGAUGGUGGAUAGCAGAGUUUCUGCUCGUAUUUAUGAACAUGCGGCCAUUUACUUAACAGCAUACAUGGAGAACUUGCUGGAGGAAAUGUAUACAAGGUUACUGGCUAGUCACACCACUGAGACAAGAGCGAGACAAGACUGCACUGACAAUGCACUGGACCUAAUCAUAAACACAGAUCCAGAGCUUUGGGGACUUGUUCAGUCCUCUGAGCACCUCAUCUGUGGGCAGAAUGCUUAUGGUGUACCGUUUGUGCCGUCCUACUUGUCUGUCUUACAAAACUGCACAUCUCUGAAUCCUGAUGCAAAGUUCAAGAAGAAUUUCACCAAUUCGGAUUACAAGGCUUUGGAACAAUGCCUACUUACCACGUCAGUAGGUGGUAUCUCAGAACUCGGUUCUCUUGUUGGCAAUGCAAUGUUUUAUUUGCAGCAGUUGGCAGGUAGGAAUCCUAGUUAUGUUGCACAAAUCCAUUUCAAGUCUGGUAGUUUGUCCUGGGAGCCAGAAGCAUUGCACACGCUGUAUUACUACAUGCAGGGUCCGCAUUCGGAGUGGGAGAGCCCCUACCUGGAACCACCCAGAAUCAAGCUUUAUACUGAAAGGCCCCAUACUGUGCAGCCCACUCUUGCCGAGUGGAUCCGUGUGUGUGUUGCCCAUGCUGAGUACAGACACAGCCUAAGUGUGGACAGUAAUGAUGUACUGCAGGCAGCCCGACUCAUGUUGCCUGGUGUGGACUGCUCUUUGAGGCAUCUCAGGGUUGACUGCUGUCUGUAUGUAGCUCGGCGAUUAGAUGCAGAAAAGGCAGAGAAGAAGCUGCUUUGGAAUUUAGCAUUUCGGAUGCUGACUUGCGGGCGGACAGAUCUUGUGAAACCUGCUGUUGCUCUUCUUGGACCCACUGGCCUGGAUACCACAGACGAACAGGGAAUGACGCCAUUGAUGUAUGCGUGUGUUAGUGGAGAUGAAGCAAUGGUGCAAGUUCUGCUUGAUUCUGGGGCUUCUGUCGACAUUCAGGUGCCUAGCAAUUUGCAGAUGUAUCCUUCUGUGCAUCCUGAUACAAAGCACUGGACGGCCAUCAUGUUUGCAGCUGCCUUCGGACAUAUAUCAGUUGUACAGUUGCUUUUAGAUGCUGGUGCAGAUAUUGAAGGUUGUAUUGUGGAAGGGGAGACCUUUGAGACACCUCUCAAGUUGGCAGUUGCAGCAGGUCAUUAUGAACUUGUGUGCCUGCUUUUGUCACGGGGUGCUGACCCGCUUGCUGGAGCUCGACAUAGUCAUGACAUGUCAACAUCCCUUCAUGGUGCCACUGAUGCCUUCAGCUUGGCAGCUGCACAUGGCCAUAGGAAUGUCCUGCGACAGCUUCUCAACCAGCCAGAGAUGACAAACAGCAGUAUACUUUCACUGGCUGAUAUCCUUGCAGAAGGGUCAGACUUAAGUACUCCGGGGACUCCCAAAUCCAUGUCUACUAGAAGCAGCAAAGCCAAGAAGAAGGCCCUGAAAGAGGCCAUGUUUCAGAGUUCAGAGCAUGGGUUCCUGGACAUCACAGUGGAGCUGAGAAAACAUGGAGUUCCAUGGACAUUGCACAUCUGGUUGCAGUCGCUGAAAACUGCAGUUGCACAGCACCGGUGGUCGGUUGUGCACUUCCUGCUCAAGGAAUCCAAGAAUGUCAGCGAUCUGCACAGUGAGAAAAUGAUUGCGCGUGGGCUUAGUAUCCUGUUUCAUAUCCUUAGGGAAAGCAAGGAUGAAAUUGCCAUCAAGCAAGUUGCUGCACUACUCUGUGAUUGUUACGGACCUCAUCCUAUUCCUGCAAUUCCAGAAAUCGGGCAGCAGCAGAAGUGUGUCAUAGAUUCUGCUGCUCUGAACAACAAGGAAAAGUAUGACAUCACAUUUCUGGUAGAUGGAAUGCCAGUUUAUGCAGAAAGUAACAUGUUGUCUUCUGCCUCUCCAAGGUUCAGAUCUCUUGUUUUGAAGGCUUUUUCACAGCCAACCCACCAAGUUGAAAUUAAAGAAAUGAGCUACAGUACAUUCCAGACAGUAUUGCAGUAUGUUUACUUUGGAGGGACAGAAGGACUUCAUAUCAAUAAAUCAGAAGCACUUGAGAUUCAUAGAGCUGCAAGCUAUUUUGGUUUGAAACCUCUGAAGCGCCACUGUGAGAUAAUCUGUGCAAAGUACAUAUUCCCCACUGACGCUGUUGAGACUUAUCAGUAUGCAAAGUUCCAUCAUGCUAGAGAGCUCAAGGUAUACUGUGAAGGGUACUUCUUAAAGAAUAUGGCAACUCUGCUAGAAGUGGACUGUUUUCGACAGCUCCUGGCUGCCUUUGACCCUACGGACAAAAGUGAAGACAUUCUCACACAACUGCAAAGAACUCUAGCAUGCAGAAUGCGCUCCAUAUACCUACCUCCGUACAAGGAGACUACAGUAUAGGUUUUCUUGUGUAGCAGGGUACCACAAAACAAGCCAGGCCUGUUUGCAGGGUAGCAUACUAAGAAACUGGAUAGAAAAAACAUUUAUGCUGACUGCUCAGGACUGGGCCAACACUGGUAGAGCACUCCACUUUUCCACACUGAACCUAUGCACAGCUGUAAUUCAUUGAAGCUGCCAAGUUCGGUAGUCAAUUUGUUCUGAAUUUCAGUGGGACAUUCCAGAGAAGCCUUUCAUGUUUUACAGGACAAGUAUUCUGGUACAGAGUGGCACAAGUGAUCUGCCUUAACCCUCUCAAGUUGUACACUCCUCAGAAGUUUGGUAACAGAUGGAUUGUGGUAAACAAAUGCCCACUGGCUGUAAGAGAAUGACUCCAUGUGUUCUAAACCUUACUAGUGGUAACAGAUAAACGGUGAAGCAUAAAGGCAAAAGGCAAAACUGAUAUGCAUCUGCUCUACUUGAUGUAUUACUUAUACCUGUUACAAAAUGCAGUGCAGCUAGGUGAAGAGGCAAGCACAUACUGUUAACCACAGCAUAAUGUAAAUCACCUUUCUUUGCAAGUCUGUUACUGUUGGUGUCUUUGAGCUGCACAGCGCAUAAUAGACAAGGGAGGGAAAUGAGUCACUGAUGCUGGCCUUUGACUGCAUCUGGUAUCUGUUGCUGUAGAUCUGCAGCAUGAUGCACAGGGACCAGCAGUGCACAUCCCCAUGAUGCAAAUGUCAGCUGUUAUUAAUAUUACUUGCACACAGUGAGGUUCGUUUGUUGGAGUUCACAGCAACUGGUCUGCAACUCACUGCCAGAUUUAGAUUGUAAAGUCUGUGGGUGGGGACCUUUGAUAUAUCCUUUGUAUAAUUCUGGGUAAAAUGCAAUGUGCUGAGGACGAAUUUUAAUUUAUUUCAAUUUUA
Messenger RNA from Protopterus annectens (West African lungfish), 4246 nucleotides. Its product is annotated as ankyrin repeat and BTB/POZ domain-containing protein BTBD11-like. The coding region runs from base 276 to 3344 and encodes 1022 amino acids. Gene Ontology annotation, molecular function: protein heterodimerization activity. The transcript has 18 exons. The record is from RefSeq and is a predicted model, not a curated record. NCBI's taxonomy places the organism in Eukaryota, Metazoa, Chordata, Ceratodontiformes, Protopteridae.